Strongylus vulgaris is the source of this 162-nucleotide messenger RNA. The record is from the annotation of a GenBank genome assembly. Lineage: Eukaryota; Metazoa; Nematoda; Chromadorea; Rhabditida; Strongylidae.
AUGCGUCAACAUGAGGCUGUAAUUGGAGAGGGUGUGCUGGAUCCAUCGUGGACUGUGCUGUCCAUCUUCCCAUCACCAAUGCUCUACGCUGGGCCAACAGAAGUGCAGUGGCAUGCGAGUAAUAAGCACAAAUUAGGAUAUCACGGCUUGCAACCUUCAUAA